This is a messenger RNA of Xylona heveae TC161, 3054 nucleotides long. Its product is annotated as WD40 repeat-like protein. Bases 1 to 3054 code for a protein of 1017 amino acids. NCBI's taxonomy places the organism in Eukaryota, Fungi, Ascomycota, Xylonomycetes, Xylonales, Xylonaceae. The record is from RefSeq and is a predicted model, not a curated record. The transcript has 2 exons. Gene Ontology annotation, molecular function: protein binding.
AUGACAAACAUAAGCAAUAUACCUGUGGGGCCUAUGCCGGGACCCUCCACGGGCUUCUCCAAUUCACAACCACAAUUCGCCGCAGCAGCACCGUCAUCGUCAUCGUCAUCAUCAUCGUAUCCGUCCACGUCGAUGCAAGUGUCAUUCAGGCUGGAUGAGGGCUAUUCAGAGGAGACAAGAAGUCAGACAGGCAGCGAAUUUGCAGUGGGAGGAGAUAUGAAAGCAGGCGUGAUGGCUGGUCAAGCACCAGCUCCAUCUGUGCCUCUACCCGCGUGGGUUUUGGCCCUGAAUGAAGUGGAUCGGACGGAACUUGCAUAUGCAGUCGUGCGAUCCCUCCACACUUCGUCGAUUGCUGCAAUUGUACAGCGACUGGAUCCCUUACUUCACCUGGAUCCCGUCACCUACUUACCCCCGGAGCUGACAUCUGAAAUCUUUUCCUACCUUGACCCAUCAACCUUAUUAAAGGCAUCGACGGCAUCGCGCGCUUGGAGGGCAAGGACGAUGGAUUCAAGCCUAUGGAGACAACUAUACGGUUCGGAAGGCUGGGGUGUAGACGUGCCGCAGAUCCGCAACUUCGAGCGAGAGUAUCUCUAUCCCAAUGGACCCCCGGGACGGGAAACAAGAACUAGGCCAGCCGAUGCCGAUGUCGAUCAACAAGCACAUAAGAGGGUACGGGUCAGGCCGCGGAACCCACCAACCGCACCGGUCGAAGGCGGUCUCUUUGGAAGGGGACCUAGAUCACCUUUGCAGACGUCAUAUGGCGAUGAUAGAGUUGACGAUGGACCGCAAGGCUGGAAUGAUCAACACGGCACCAUUGAAGUGGAUGAGCAGAUCAGCCCAGAGGCUGGUAGCAGCUCCACUGAUGCACGCAUGACAGAGGACUCUCAGGAUGGUGACUUUGCAUUGUCUGCGCACACCUCACAGAGUUCACAGACCCCUACCCCAACCGCAAUGGAUGCAAUGUUAUCGCAUACGUCUUCAAAUGCCAUGGAUGAAGAUAUGUAUCCUUCACCAUUGCUAUCUGCACAGGAGGUCGCAACUACUACACACAACUACGCGGCUGAUCUCUUGACAGCUCCGUCUCUCCUUAUUCAUCCUGCCUUUGGGGCGCCUCGAGUAAAUUGGCAUUACUUGUACAAGCAGCGAAGGCGGCUAGAGGACAAUUGGGACGCAGGCCGAUAUACCAACUUUCAGCUCCCUCACCCAGAUCACCCCCACGAAGCUCAUCGUGAAUGCGUCUACACCAUUCAGUAUUCUGGAAACUUCCUUGUCAGCGGCAGUAGAGACCGCACGGUUCGCAUAUGGGAUCUUGAAUCUCGGCGUCUGCUCCGAAAACCGCUCGCGGGACACACAGGGUCUGUACUCUGUCUUCAAUUUGAUGAACGCGGCGACCAGGAUAUAAUUAUUUCUGGUAGCAGUGACACCGAUGUCAUUCUCUGGCGUUUCUCAACUGGUGAGAUGAUUCGCAAGAUUGAGCGUGCUCAUCGGGAAUCAGUGCUCAACUUGCGGUUUGAUGAUCGUUACUUGAUCACAUGCUCCAAAGACAAAACGAUCAAAGUCUGGAGCCGCAGAGAAUUGCUUCCCGGUGACACGGAUUAUCCGCGCAUUACUGGAGCUGGUUCCGCUGUAUUUCCCUCUUAUAUUAUCUCGCCAGUGACGCACCCGUACCUCUACACGAAUGGUCAACUUAAUAAGAAGGUCAAGCCGCUGCCACCAUAUAGCCUGCUUAUGACAUUGCAUGGGCACAAUGCCGCCGUCAAUGCAAUUCAAGUCUAUGAUGAUCAGAUAGUUUCUGCUUCCGGCGACCGGCUCAUCAAGGUUUGGGAUAUUCGCACGGGCGAGUGCCUCAAGACGCUUCCAGGCCACCGGAAAGGAAUUGCUUGCUUGCAAUUCGAUGGCCGUAGGAUAGUCAGUGGAAGCAGCGACAAUACAGUGAGGAUAUUUGACAGAUCAUCCGGAGUGGAAGUUGCCUGUCUCGAAGCACAUGGAAAUCUGGUUCGUACAGUGCAGGCCGGCUUCGGAGACUUGCCCGGGGACGAAGACGACCUGCAAGCCGAAGCACGCGCGAUCGAUCAAAGCUUCUUUGCGGCUCGGGCUGCUGGCUCCGUGCCCGACGCUGCUGAAACCGGUCGGCUACGGAGAAGAAAUGCUGGAUCACGGAAUCCACGAGAUAUUUUAGGUUACGGUGCCAAAUUGCCCCCCGGUGGAGGGGGCACAAGAUGGAGUAGGAUCGUAUCUGGGUCAUAUGAUGAGACUGUUAUUGUCUGGCGACGGGACGCAGAGGGUAAAUGGGUUGUCGGUAGCCGUUUACGUCAAGAGGACGCGGUUUUGGCGGCUGGUGGCAGUCGGCGCGCUAUUCCCCAGGACAGAUUUACCGUUCCCCAACAUGAAAUGGCUCAGCAGCUCACUCUCCUUCAUCACGAUGCUCACGCGCAACACCACCACCCGCCUAAUCCAUCUGUUCAGCAUACGCCCGGCUCAUUCCCGCAUAUUGCCCAUGCACAAGCGGCAGCCACUGCAACAGCUCUGGCCGCACAGGGAUUUCACUCUGUCGCGACCAGUAUGCAGGCCAAUUGGCCUCAAAUCACGAAUGGCAACCAGAACUCCAACCCUCCUUCCAAUCCCGCCACUGGCCCAGGCGGAGUAUCAGUAACCGCCGCAGCCCAAUCUUCCGCUCAACAUGCUCAACAGGGGAUUGGAGCAAAUGCAGGGCCGGCCCAGCAUGGAGGAACUAUCACCACCGCAGCUGCUCAUCCUCCACCCGUGCAGAAUCAAACGCCACAUUUACACCCACCGCCUUUUCCGAAUUUACCUCAAGGCCACUUGCCGGCAAAUCACCCUCUGAAUCAUCAUCAUCAUCACCAUCAUCAUCUCCAUCCAGCGGCAGUUGAUGCUCCCAAUGGAGCAUCACAGUCAAAUUCGAGAGUAUUUAAGCUACAAUUUGAUGCCCGACGUAUCAUCUGCUGCUCACAGGACCCUCGCAUUAUUGGAUGGGAUUUUGCAAACGGAGACGAGAGCGUUAUCGAAGCAUCUCGUUUCUUCACUGGGCCAUAA